This is a messenger RNA of Leishmania mexicana MHOM/GT/2001/U1103, 840 nucleotides long. RefSeq lists its product as hypothetical. Bases 1 to 840 code for a protein of 279 amino acids. The record is from RefSeq and is a predicted model, not a curated record. NCBI's taxonomy places the organism in Eukaryota, Euglenozoa, Kinetoplastea, Trypanosomatida, Trypanosomatidae. The transcript has a single exon. Gene Ontology annotation, molecular function: calcium ion binding.
AUGUCCGUCUCCACAAAGACUCAAAGCUCUGUGAAGGGCUCCAAAGGCCGUCGCUCGACCACAGGCGUACUGUCGUGGAAGAAAAACGGAAAUCACUUCGCUGCUGCGGACGCCGCCGCAGCCGCGCUACCCGAGCCCAUCGCGUACUUGGGUGGGAAGCAGCGUUCGGCAAACAGACGUGCCAAGUGCCACAAGCAGUUUGAAGAGCUCGCACAGGUCAUAUGCGCUAUGAAUUCGUCCACCCUGCUGGGGACAGAAGUCGCAGGGAGCUCGACGAGGAGCGCUUCUGUUGCCUCGCCGUCACCUUCGUUAAGCCUGCCGACUGAGCAGUUGUUUCCCACGCUGCAAGUAGGGUACCUCGCGCGGGCCUUGGGUCUAAAUGUGUCCAAUCAGCAAGCGGCCUCAAUCGUGGAGCUCGUCGAGGAUGACGGUCCGUCGACCGGGUUUGUCAACCGUCGCAAGCUGGGGCACGUUCUAGUGGAUGCAAUUAUGACAGGAACGUUAGGUGGACCGACUCUUCAUGCGUUUGCGGCCGAGAAUCUCGCCGCAAUAACGUCCGCCAGCGACGACGGCCCUGUACGCCUCUCUGCAGAGCGUCUUGCCAACUUCGUUCCGUCAGUGUGCGUGCGGGAGGAGGAGGUCACACUGCUUCGAGCCUUUGAGGCACUGGAUAAAGAUCAGAAGGGCUACCUGGAAAUGGUGGAGCUCCGCGCUGCCAUGAUGGAAGGCGAUGAAUGCUUCUCGAGUGAAGAAGUGGACGAUAUGUGGAUGGCCAUGCUCGACCCAGAAACGAAUCGAGCAUACUACCGUGACUUUGCUGAGAUACUCGCCAGGGAGUGA